UACUAUAAUCUGUCAAAAUUCAAUGAGAAAAAUAAAAAUUGAACAAUAUUGCAAAUAAUAAAUUUAAAUUAUAAAUAAUAUAUUUGCUCCUAAGGCAAUAAUUGUAAAUUAUGGAAAGUAUACAUAUUAUAAUUAGAGAUGGUUUUUACAUUUACGAGGAAUACCUAGUCGAUGAAAUUGGAGUUAAUCCCAUUAGAAAUUCAGUAAAAAGAAAAAAACCAAAAUUAUAUCUGCAGGGUAUUUUUGUUCAUUACCUAAUGAAAGAAUUGAGUGAAAGUGAAUUAUUUAGAAAUAACUUUAUCAAUAAUCAAAAACGGCUUUCAAAUGGCAGAAAUAAUUUACACAUAGUUUUGCAGACGACAUCAAUAGAUUUAUUAGAUCAUAAUUGGAACCAUCGUAUAUGUGAAAUGGUGAGAGAAAAAUCUGAAGUGGACCAUAUUUUAUCUUGGCUUUCGACUUUGGGUGGUGCUUAUUCUGCAUUAGGAGAUUAUUUUCAAGAGUGUGCAGAGAUAGCAGCCAAAAUUUCAGCAAAUCAAUUUAAAUUAGCUUUAAGAAUUGGAGACCCACAAAUCGCAGCAAGAUGUAGAUUGUAUCUUGCAUUAAGCUUAAUUCAAAGGAAACUAUUCAGACAAGCUAAAAAAAUUAUUUAUAGAGAGUAUAGACAAGCUGUGAGUGAUAUAGUUAUUGACAUAAGGCUAUUGAGAAUGUGUAAAGGAAUAUGGGCUAAAUUGCAGUAUGAACAUUUCUUGCAUGUGCAAGAGAAGCAAAAAUCUCAGGCUUCUUCUGAAAGAAAUCAUUCAAUGACUGAAACUCGAAGGUAUAUAUAAUGGGGUCAUAAAUUGGAAAAAUCACAGAAAAACUAUUGUAUAAUCAUUAGGUUUUGUUGAAGUACAUUUUUCAAAUUUUAGAGAAAAAUUAAUUCAAAUAAGUAAAACACAACUUUAUUUUUUAUUAAGAAUACCAUGUUACGUCAAUCAAAUUAUUACAUGUAUAUGUUCUGUAGUAAAAGGUAAUUGAUCAAAAAUA
Molecule: messenger RNA, 1026 nt
Organism: Harmonia axyridis
Lineage: Eukaryota; Metazoa; Arthropoda; Insecta; Coleoptera; Coccinellidae
Exons: 3
Coding region: 111-827 (238 amino acids)
Source: RefSeq, a predicted model, not a curated record